Choloepus didactylus (southern two-toed sloth) is the source of this 847-nucleotide messenger RNA. Its product is annotated as translation initiation factor IF-2-like. NCBI's taxonomy places the organism in Eukaryota, Metazoa, Chordata, Mammalia, Pilosa, Megalonychidae. Bases 1 to 660 code for a protein of 219 amino acids. The record is from RefSeq and is a predicted model, not a curated record. The transcript has 3 exons.
AUGUCCUCAUCUUCUAUAGAAAGAGUGCCCAAACGACUCCCACAGUUUCCCCGCCAUCAGGGAUCCACCAGUAAGAAGCCGCACCCCGUCGCCGGGCAGGGCCGCAGGAGAGGAAGGAGGAGGCCCCGGCCUCUAGAAGGGGCGAACCGGCCCAGCCCCGGAAACAGGGAGGGGCCGCGGCGAAGCAAGGCCGCUCGGCAGGCUGCCGCAAGAAACCGAGGAAGCCCCGAGCCGCUCUCCGCGAGGCCCACCCGCGGGGCCGCGGCCGCCGCUGCCGCCAGAGGUGAGCCUCGGGCUAGGGCCCCCGGGGGCCCAAGGCGGGCCCCGCGUCGCACUCACCGUGGAAGGCUGCAGGAGGCAAAGGCGCUUCCGAACGAAGCUCCGAGGACUAUGGCCGCUUCCUUCCCAAGCCCGCUCCUCAGGCAGCGCGGCGGCGGCGGCGGCUGCAGGGUCGGCGGCGCCAGCUACCCAGUCCUGGGAAUCGGCGGCGGCGGCGGCGGCGGCAGUGGCGGCAGCUCCACUUCCGCUCCGGUCACCACUUCCGCUUCAGCCCAAGCCUCGCCCCGCCCCUGCGCCGUUUCCUCAUUGGACAAGAGGGACACGGGGCUGCCCCGGCAGCUGGAGAGGGGCGCUGUGGAAGGAGAAGAAAUUAGAGACUAAAGAGGCCAUGUGAAGCACCAGGAUUUGAACCCUCAAGGUCUUUUUUAAAAGCCUGUGUAAACACCGAGGACUGACAAUUUAGUAGGCUGAGUCCUGGAUAUUGGGGCUUGCCCUUAUGAAGCUUGUUACUGCAAAGGAAAGGAUAAGACUACUUAUAAUUGUGCCUAAGAGUCUCUCCCAGAGAACC